Drosophila rhopaloa is the source of this 3819-nucleotide messenger RNA. Its product is annotated as hippocampus abundant transcript 1 protein. Gene Ontology annotation, molecular function: transmembrane transporter activity. Gene Ontology annotation, cellular component: membrane. Gene Ontology annotation, biological process: transmembrane transport. The record is from RefSeq and is a predicted model, not a curated record. Lineage: Eukaryota; Metazoa; Arthropoda; Insecta; Diptera; Drosophilidae.
GAUAAAGUUGUAUAAACAAUUUUCGAUCCUAUCUCAAAGAAGAGUUCUGUUGUCUUAUAAAUACUGGUUCUCUUUAGAGAACUUCCCCUGUGGACAGCUGAAAGCAAAUUGUGCAAUUCAAGUGAAAUCAAAUGAGUAAGCGGCAAUCGGUGGGCCAACUUUAAUUGCAGCUAGAAAAGUGCCUCAAAAGUGAACAGCAGUAACAGCAGCGGAAACAUCUUGUUUAAGCCAAACAAAUGAUAAGAUAAACUUCGCUUCGAUCGAGCUGUAGAACCGCGACGAUAAAAGAGGAGUGAAGGAAAAGCCGACUGGAUCGCAUCCCAAAAAAUCACACAGCACCAACCCAUAUGUUCGAGACGCGUGGCAAUGGAAAUUAGUGUGAGACCAGAGCCCAGAGAAGCAUCAGUUAUCAAGAGGGAGACACGCAGGUAGAGCGGAUCAGGAUCAGGAUCAGGAGACAUGCGCAGCGGGCGGAACUAUGUGCAGCGGCAAAGCGACACGCUGGAGAGCAGCUUCGAGCUGGAGGGGCCCGAGGAGUUGGAGCAGGAUUCCGAGGCGGAGCAGGUCAAUUCACCGGGAAGCAGGAAAGGCAAGCCGGCGGAGGCGGGCGAGGAGCGUGAUCGGCAGGAUCGGCAGGAUCGGCAGGAGCGACAGGAGUCGGGUGAGCAGACAGACACCUUGAGCACCCACAGCAGCAGCUCCACGCCGACGACGAUGGAUGUGGCCGAUGUGGAGACCAUUAGCUCCUUGCCCCUCUCUCCCCCCUACGGCGGUCGCGGCAAUCAGCUGGUCAAGCGGCACAACCCUCCCAAGGAUCAGCAGCAGGCGGACAGCAGCUCCAGCUCCGGUUCUAGCUCCAGCUCCAGCUCCAACCAGCAGCCCGAUCUAGACGAUGUGCCCACGACGUCGCGGUAUGCAGCUGCAGCGGCACAUCCCAGCGCCGCCUUUGCGGAAACGGCGGUGGCCAUCUCCUCGUCGGGAUCGGGCCGGACUUGCGGCGGAGGCGGUGGAGCCGCCCACAGGCGCACCCACUCGGCCGCCUCCUACAUCUCGAUGCGGUCCCAGGGCGGCAACUCGGAGGCGCCUCCAGAACGACCCAAAAGGAACCGCUUCUUCGAGUGGCUGCGGGUUGUGUGCAACGUCUGUUGCUGCAAGAGUUCCGGAAUCGGGGAGCCGAGUGUUCAUCAUGCGCUGGUUGUGAUAUUUCUAGAGUUCUUCGCCUGGGGCCUGCUGACGAUGCCCAUAAUAUCGACCCUCAACCAGACGUUCCCGGAUCACACAUUCCUCAUGAACGGUCUGGUCAUGGGCAUCAAGGGAAUCCUGUCGUUCCUUUCGGCGCCUCUGAUCGGCGCACUUUCGGACAUCUGGGGCCGAAAGUUUUUCCUAUUAGUCACAGUAUUCUUCACCUGCCUGCCCAUACCGCUGAUGUCCAUCAACACGUGGUGGUUCUUUGCCAUGAUCUCAAUAAGCGGCGCCUUCGCCGUCACCUUCUCGGUGGUGUUUGCCUACGUGGCGGACGUCACCACGCCGGAGGAGCGGUCCAAGGCCUAUGGCCUGGCCUCGGCCACCUUCGCCGCCAGUCUGGUCAUCUCGCCGGCUCUGGGCAAUGCCCUGAUGGAGAUGUACGGCGACACGCUGGUCGUGGCCCUCUCCACGGCCAUCGCGCUGCUGGACGUCUUCUUCAUCCUGGUUGCAGUGCCGGAGAGUCUAUCGGAGAAGAUGCGCCCCGCCUCCUGGGGGGCGCCCAUCAGCUGGGAGCAGGCGGAUCCUUUUCUGGCCCUGCGCAAAGUGGGCACUGAUAAGACCGUGCUGAUGCUGUGCCUCACCGUGCUGCUAUCCUAUCUGCCCGAGUCCGGGGAGUACUCCUGCAUGUUUGUCUACCUGAAGCUGAAGAUGGGCUUCAACUCCGUGGAGGUGUCCAUCUUUAUAGCCAUUGUUGGCAUCCUCAGUAUCACGAUGCAAGUGACUCUCGGCUCCUUUAUGAAGGUGUUUGGGGCCAAGCGCACGAUCAUUAUGGGCCUAGCCCUGGAAAUCGUGCAGCUGCUGUGGUACGGUUUUGGCAGUCAAAAGUGGAUGAUGUGGUCAGCUGGCGUCGUGGCUGCCCUGGGCUCCAUCACGUACCCCGCCAUCAGCGCCUUCGUGUCCCUCUAUGCGGCUUCCGAGAGUCAGGGCGCUGUUCAGGGCAUGAUCACGGGAAUGCGCGGCCUGUGCAAUGGCCUGGGACCAGCGGCGUUCGGGAUCGUCUUCUACCUGUUCAACGUGGACCUGAACGACGAGCACGACUCUCAUACGAAGAACACCGGCAGCCGGGCCACGAACGUGGAGAAGAUCUCGCAGCAUGUGCCGGGUCCGCCUUUCGUGUUUGGCGCCUUGUGCGUCUUCUGUGCCAUAAUAGUUUCGGCGUUCAUUCCGGAGGGACAGAGCUCCAACUUGGAAAAGAAACGUGCCUCGCUCGACGUGCAGUACGAGAUUGAGACGGGCCACAAGGCGCCCAGCUCCCUGGCGCCGCUCAUCCGCUCCGACUCCCUGGCGCAGCUGUAGUGCCCCAGCGCUCCAUCGUCGUCCUAUCCAUACAACUUGAACCCAGCUGGUGGCUAUAGAUACCUAUAAGCAGUGUUAGGGAGUUAAGGAUUUUGUAACUGUAACAAAUGCUGUAACUAGUUUGGCUUUAGUUUCCCGAGUCUAUUAGGUGCAUACAUAUAUAUAUAUCGCAGAUCAGGCCGAGAUGAUGUUAUUGUUUGCAUGGUUAGAUCUUCGUUUUUUACCAUAGUUUCCGUUAAGUGCACCACACCACAGACCACCUCAGCCCAGGUAUAUUUCGUAACUAAUUUAUUAUUGCCUAAGUAACGUAGUCACAUAUUGGAUUGGCCCGUGUGCUUGCCCGCUUUCCAGUUUCCAUUUCUAUUACGAUUUUAUUUUUUGCGACUGUCGAUUCUCUUCGGGUUGGGAUUACAUCACAGCAGACUGGUGUUAGAGCUAAAAAUCUUUUGCAACAACAACAAAAUAACUGCCAAUUAAAAAAACAGAGUAAGUGUAAUUCGUAAUCUUCGGAUGAAGACGCUUAAAUUCAGCACAGCACAACACACAUACAGUUCGGGAUCCUGAAUAUCAAUCGCAUUUCCAAAUGGGCUUGAAAAACUUUUCUGUUCACCCCAAAGUUCACACCGUUUAGUUACAACAAUUAUGAAGAGGAAAUCCAAAUAAACUGAAUACUAAGCUUUACUUUGAAAAUUGUAGUGAUUUAAAGUUUAAACUUUAAAACAAGAAUUAAAAAUUAUAAUAAAUCGGGUCACAAACUAGGGGUCUUCACAAGCUAUAUACAAGAUAAAUAUGUAUAUAUAUAUAUAUAUAUAUAGAGAUAUAUGUAUGGGUACUGACACAAAUCGUAAUGCUUUUAAUUUAGCUAAAUGCCAAGUUAGCGCCUCCGAUUAUGUGCAACGCUGUAUUUUUUAUUUUGAUAAAGCAACACAAUGCAGAGCCUUUAACAAAGUCAAUGCUUGAACGUACAUAUGGGGAGCAUGUAUGUAUAGUACUAUAUACUAUAGAUAUCAAAGUUAUAUUUUUCGAAGUUGCUUCAACCGUGUGUAAAGUUCCCCACUUGCUCCUACUCCUCCUCCCCCUCCCCCCAAAAAAAAAAAAAUAUUCAUCCACCCCGUGUGAGCAGAGGUAAAGUCAAUGGAGUAGUGUCCCCCAGAAAAAAUUCGGGGGCCGCGAGAGACAGUAUACAAGAAAACUGAACCCAAAUUUUGAUUGUAAAUUAUUUAACGUGUAAUUUAGUGUUUUAAACGAAACCAAAAUAAACAAAAUUGUUUAAUGAAA